Molecule: messenger RNA, 3713 nt
Organism: Trichobilharzia szidati
Lineage: Eukaryota; Metazoa; Platyhelminthes; Trematoda; Strigeidida; Schistosomatidae
Source: the annotation of a GenBank genome assembly
GCCUAUCAAAAUUUCACAUAUGCAUCAAUUAAUGUGGAUGGAUUACGCAUACUUAUCGUCUAAACUCAUAAGCUGUCGGUUUUGUCUAUCAUGAUGAGCUGGAAAAUUAAUAAUAACAUGUUCAUAUCACAGAAUAUAUUUUCAUAACUAUAAAUAUGUCAUUCAAAAAGAAUACAACAAUUUAUAAUCCUGAUGAUAAGUUAACAAUGAUGAAUGAACAACCCUGUGGGGAGUUAAGAGAGAGAACAACCUCACAAAACUAUAAACAGCAACAACAACAACAAAGCAUUUUACACAGUACAUAUGAAGUGAUACAUGAUGAUGGUGAUAAAUUGAGUCAACAAUUACGAAAUGAUGAUAUAGAAAUAAUUAGUCCUGAAACACAUCCUGAAUAUUUUGUCCCUGUAGCACCAGAUGGUGGUUGGUCAUGGAUUGUUUUAUUUGCAACAUUUUUUAAUUAUUUUACAAUUGAUGGAAUAUUCUUUUCUGUUGGUCUUUUAAUGGUUGAAUGGACUGAUCAUUUUGGUGCUUCAAAAACUAAAGUUUCUUUAAUUAGUUCAUUAAUGUUAGGAUGUUAUCAAAUGAUUGGACCUAUAGCUGCAGCAUUGACAAAUAAAUUUGGUUGUCGACCUGUGGCUCUGUUUGGAUCUUGCUUGGCAUCCGUAUCGAUCUUUGUUAGUGCUUUAAUGCCUAAUGUGGAAAUGUUAACUGUAACUUUUGGAAUAAUAGCUGGUAGUGCAUUUGGAUUGGUGUAUUUACCAUCGUUAAUUGCUGUUAGCUUUUACUUUAAUAAAAAACGUGAAAUCGCCAAUGGAAUAGCUGUGACAGGAACACCAUUGGGUGCUGUAAUAUUUGCACCUUUAGCAAGUUUCUUAAUUAAUCGUUAUGGUUGGUCGUGUACAUUAAUAUUACUCUCUGCAUUUAUGCUACAUGGUAUUUGCUUUUCAUGCCUUUAUCGUCCAUUGAAACCAAAAAGCAAAUUAGAAUCAUUAGAUUUAUCAAAAGAGACAGAUGAGACAACUGUUGGUCUAAUAGAAGAAAUUCAAAGUAAUCUGAUAGCUUCAAAUGCUUUUAUCAGGUCAAAUGUAUUUUUUAAUUCAACUAAUAGAAUUAGUCAAACUUUAUAUGAAGUAGAAGAAACAAAUGAAGAUGAACAACACCAACACCGUCAACAACAACAGAGAAGUUUAAAUAAACAACCUUGUAAAACUAAUGAAAUGAUGAAAGAGUAUGAUGUUAAAAUCAACCAGUCGGAUGAACAUAAAAAUGAAAAUGGCGAUGAAAACAAAGAUGAAAAAGAAGCAGUUAAACAAAUUGAUAAGAAAGUGACUCAUUCAACUGACAUUUCAAAAAUAUCACCGUCAACUGGUUUACCUGAUACAAAGCGUAAAUUAGAAGUUUCCAUAGCUGAAGAUGUCACUGAUAAUGACUUGAAAGGAGGUGAUGAUAAACAACAACAACAACAACAGCAAUCAGAAUCCGAAGGAAAAUUUGUGACACUGGAUAGAAAUCGUAAUUUGAUUGACGAUCAAUCUAUAAUACAAGCCACUUCAAAAAUACCUCCAAAAUCUGUCAGACCUCGAAAACAUGACUCAUCAUCCUAUGUGUUUUCCACACCAUGCCUAAGUGUUAAUCGACCGUAUGAUGAAGAAACUGGCGGCGGCACUCCGAAAGCUUUACAAGAUGUCUACAAGAAGAAAAGUAGACAGUAUGUAAGAAAUCAAUUUCUACCAAAUCAAAGAUUACAACGUCCUGCUGCUUCAAGGCAACGUCAUCUUUCACAUAAUUUAACACCAAACAUUCCAACUAUUGAAGAAGAUCAAGUCUUGACCAAGUCUUGUGCUCAUGAUCAACUUCAUGCGCCUACAACACCAAAAGAAUUCAGUUCUGCAAUUACAUUGGCAAAUCUUUACAGAGAUAGACGAGGAAUGCCUUUAGAUCCAAAUUCAUUUAGUUCUGGUCUUAUUCCAGGUUCUGUUAUCAGCGGUUUAGCUACAUAUCCACAAAAGUUAGAAGUUUAUAAAGUUGAUUCAAAACCUGUACUGGUUGCAUUACCUCAUCAAUCAAUUACUGUUCAAGAUUAUUCACGUCCUCUUUACCGAAGUGAUAUAUUUUUCAGUGGAAAUCCAAUUCCAAAUAUAUCAAAUGACCAACAAUAUUCUCCAGCUAUUGGAAUAUCUUCAUCUGGAAUUUUUGCGAAAACAAAUCAACAAAAUUUAAAAGAUACCGAGAUGUGUAAUUCACGUUUAACAGUUCAAUGGAAUGAUACGCCUGCAGCCCCGAUUACUGGUACCACUACCACGACCAUUGCCAGUGCUCUUGGCAGUGGUCAUCAUCUCACUGAUACUGUUGAUUAUCGCCAGUCACAAUCUAACAGGAUGGAAUCAUUUCUUGUCUCAUUAACAAGUAUACCAUUCCCAAUUGAUGAUGAAAAUAGACGAGACGAUGCAGCAACAGCAGGAGGAAGAGGAGGAGAAGGAGAAGUAGGAAGCAUGCUAACUAAACAGCGUUUAGACGAAAAAUUGCAUAAAAGUAUCUCAGAUUAUGACAAUAGACUGCAAGGCCUAACUCGUGAUGAUGACGGUUAUGAAGGCGACGUCUAUGCUACUUCAGUGGCUACUGCUGUCGCUGCUGAUGACGAUGAUAAUGUUUGUUUCUCUGAGUGUUGUUUAACUGGUAUUCGUCGACUACGUGAUGGUCGUUUAUGCUCAUCAGCAUCAUGUUUACAAAGAUUGUAUAAUUGUUUCACAUGUUUCACUCAUAAACGAAAACGUGUCUAUAAACCUGUAAAUAAGGAAUUCACUGAUGGUGAUUAUGUUGAUGAUGAUAAAUAUGGUGCUACAACUGACACUAACGGUGAUGAAUUAAACAGUCUAAAUGAUGAUGAUGGUGGGUAUGAUGAUUAUGGGGAUGAUGAAUUACCAAAGUGUACUAAUCAAAGUGUACAGUGUAAAGCAUUCACCUUUAAACCUAUUAUUGAUGUAUUAAGUACAAUGUUAGAUUUAUCAUUGUUACGUGAACCAAAAUAUUUAAUAUUAUGGAUUUCUAAUUUAAUUGGUGUUCUAGGCCUGUAUGUACCAUUGAUCUACGUGAGUGAUUUUGCAUCUGUUUAUGGAAUAUCAAGUAAAUCAUCCUCUUAUCUUUUAUCAAUAAUGGGUGGAUCAAGUAUUGUUUCACGUUUACUUUUUGCCUGGAUAAGCGGUUUACCACAUGUUUCACCGUUAAUUGUACAAACAAUCGCACAAUUUUUACUUGGAGUGCUUGUUUGUGCAAUGCCUGUGUUGACAACAUUCACAAGUAUGGCUGUUGCUUUUGCAUUCUACGGUUUCUUAACUGGUGUUUUUUCAACACUCAGUACAAUAAUCCUAUAUAAUCUAGUUGGCAUGGAUCAGUUGACUACAGCUGUUGGCUUGAUCACAUUGAGUCGUGGUCUAUCCAGUGUAUUUGGACCUCCAUUAGCAGGUUUGUUAUUUGAAGCAACUCUUGGCUAUGAAAUUCCAUAUUUUGUAGCUGGUAUGUUUAUAAUCAUGUCUGCAUUACUUUUCCUAUUAAUUGCAUGCUACAAUCGGAUAGCCCAUGUACUCACUAAUCUCAUAUUAAGAUAUGACAAAGCGAAAACAUCGAAAUUGCAUUUAGAGCAACAAGAUGAAGAUGGUCCGUUAAAACAAAAACUAAACAAAGGUGAUGCAGAUGACGAUGAUGAUACCUGUUAA